GCAGCAGGCGGUGAUAGCGCCCAAGCCGCGCGAGGGGAGCCGCGGGAGGCGGGCGGGAGGCGUGGAGAGCUCGGCGGCGCCCUCCGGCCGGGACGGGAGGCGGACCGGAGCCUCGACGGCGCUGCUGCCCAAGCGGAGAGACGGAGCCGGCCGGAGGAGGAGGAGAGCCCAGGUGGGGCCACUUCUGGAGGAGGAUGUAGCCCAGACUCGAGAGGCCCACUAAACUAGAAUCAUGUCUGUGAAGCUAACUUUUGUUUCUCCCGCUGAUGGAGGAAGAAUUGGCCGGAGCUGCUCAUUUGCUGGAUUCAGUGCUGCGCAUAGCCGAAAAUUAUCGAAGUCUCUUGGCAAAAGUUCAACAAGAUCCAAAAUGUCUGUAAGAUCGGCCAAGAUGUAUCCUUCUCUUCAGAAAGGGGCAGUCAUCUGGGAUCCCAAGCCAGACCAAGUAAAGAAAGUCUUCGAGGCAUUAAAGAAAGGACUAAAUGAAUAUCUGGAAAUGCACCAGGCAGAAUUGGAUUAUCUGUCAGGAUGCCACAAAGACACAAGAAGGAACUCCAGGCUGGCUUUCUACUAUGAUUUGGAUAAGCAAAUCCGCUCUGUCGAAAGGUACCUCAGAAAACUGGAAUUUCACAUAAGCAAGGUAGAAGAACUGUAUGAAGCUUACAGCAUCCAGUGCAGACUACGAGAUGGUGCUUUGAAUAUGAAACAUGCUUUUUCCUUGUCCCCUUCCACUAAAGCAUCCAGGGAAAGCCUAGUAGAACUCUACAAGAACCUCCAGGAAUGUACAGAGGAUAUGUGUCUGAUUGAGGGGACACUUGAAGUACACUUGGGAGAAUUUCAUUUAAAGAUGAAAGGGCUGGUGGGUUAUGCGCGUCUCUGCCCAGGAGAUCAAUACGAGGUGUUCAUACGGCUGGGACGACAGAAGUGGAAACUUAAAGGGAAGAUCGAGACGGAUGACAGUCAGACAUGGGAUGAGGAAGAGAAGAUUUUUAUUCCCAAUCUCCAUGAGAAGUUUGAAAUCAAGGUCACUGAACUUCGAGGACUGAGUAGCCUGUUGGUGGGCACAGUGAAAUGUGACAGCAUAGACUUCUUCAUGACUAGGCCUCAGACCAUCAUUGUGGAUGUCACUGAACUAGGGACCAUCAAGCUCCAACUGGAGGUCCUUUGGAAUCCUUUUGAUGCAGAGAACCUAAUUUUGUCUCCUGGAUCCACUGCCAAGUUUUCUGUGGGGAGUAGAAAGAACUCCACAUACAGCUGGACGCCACCAAACACUCCCAGCUUCCGAGAGAAAUACUACCUUUCUGUUUUACAGCAAGGGAAAAAACAGGUAGACAUUGUAGAUGAGAUCCAAGAUCCUUGUAUCCUGAGCUACUUGGCUGACUGUGAUUUUAACAUGCGUUUGAGGAACACAAGUCACAGCUUCACUGAGACCACUGAAGAUAGUUCGUUCAGCUCCGAAGAUCAGAAAAGCUCAGAAAGCAGAAACUUAACUCCACCUUCAAGUCAAAGGACUUUGUCAUUGGCUUUCCUAAGAGACACUUGUGCAGAAAGAGAACCACGGGAUGUUCUGCUGAGCCAGCCUUUUCACCGUAGGACUCUAGACAUCCUACAGGAAACACCCCACGCUGAUUCUGCUCUGACUAUUCCAUCAUGUCCCCUGGAUCAGCAUAGAGGCGAGAGCCAAACUUUCACCCUCAGUUGGAGCCCCCCAUCAGCACAACAAGGACAAGUCCUGUCUACUGGUCAAAGAGGUUCAAAAGAUGAUAUUGGUGCCAACCCAGAUGGAGGCAUCAGAUCAAUCGCGACAACUGUUCAGGCAGUAUUGCAUUUGCUCAAGUCAAGGCACCCGGGCCCCUCCCAACUUGAUGAAUUAGAAUACCAGGUUUUCUGUAUCCAGGACAAAUUAAAGCCAAAAAAGUACCAGCUGAAACAUUCCUCAGUGGAGAGCUUGAUGGUUGAGACUGUUCUGGAAAGUUUUGAUUUCCUCAACGCUGACUGCAGUGCCGACGAGUUGUCAUCCUUGGGAAGUGUAAGGACCCGCAGUAUCAGCACCAGCACCUACAAUGAUGGCACAUUUCAUUCCCUGGGCUAUGAUACUAAGGCAGAAAAUGAGGAGUUAACCACAGGCAGUGACGACCUAGACACACUUCUAGACGUUCAUCUGCAGCUCUGCAAAGCUCUUCUACAGAAACUUGUUGCACCGAACUUAGCUCCAAUUGUCCAGAACAGCCUCAUGGAGGAGGUGUCACGACAGAAACAUGUGCUGGAGAUCAUCUCUGCUAUAAUUGCUCCUGUGCCGCGGAACUUGACUUCUGUUGAAGAGAUUAUCCACAAAGCUAAAAAGCAGAAGCAUUGCCUGAAGAUCUGGAGUGAGUGCACUGAACGGGGAAGCAUCUUGCUCUGUCCAGUAGAGAGAUUUUGGAAUUCGCUGAAAUACAUAUUGAUGUUUAAAACAAAGGAGAAAUAUCCAGGACACCUAGAGAAAGUGUUGCAGAUGUUCCUGGAGCAGAUCGCUGGAGGGAGCCUGUUAUUUCCUUCAGCAACUCUCCAAGAUGAUUCCGUUACAUUAUUCCAGUUUUACAGCUACCUGGAGAAACAUCGUGUGAGCAACCUGGAAAAAUAUUUGGCCAGAUUUGCUAAAGAAGUGCUGUUAAUUGAGGACUUGAAGCAUCCUGGAAGGGUGAAGAAGAUAAAGAAACUGAAAGGGAAACGACUGGGUCAGUUGGUGCCCCUGCCACAGACCCUGCGGCUACUAGCACUUCUUCAGCUGGAUGAAAACCAUCGUGUUGGCAGAGCAGCUGUAUCAUGCCUCUCACGUGCGGCAGCCAAUAGGAAUUUCAGAGAAAAGGCACUUCUUUUUUACACAGACGUCUUAAGUAAUGACAACGUGAAAUUUCAGCAAGCUGCAUGCCUGGCGCUCAAAAACCUCAGAGGCGUGGAAAGCAUAGAACAAAUUGCCAGCUUGUGUCUGUCCGAGACAGAGGAAGUACGGAACACGGCCAGAGACACAACUCUCUCAUUCGGUGAAAAAGGACGGCUGGCUUUUGAGAAAAUGGACAAAAUCUGUUGUGAGCUGAGGGAUACAAUGUACCAAGAAGCUGAAAUUGAAAUAACAGUAUUUUAAACAGCAUUUCCCUAAAUGAAAACAAACUGCCUUUGCUUGGAUGUGAAAGGCUCCAACAUGCAGAAGACCACAUCAGCUGUCUCGGCUCAGCUUUUUAUGCCAGAAAGAGAGCAGAGUUUCAGGAUUUUAUCAGUGCUGGCAGGCCUAAAGAAAAAAAUCUGGGUCUCAUAUCUGUACCAUUAAGUAGCCACAUUCUUCCCUUCUUCUACAUAACCACAGAUGUGAAGCCUGCAAUAUAUCUGCCUUAAUAAGAUAAGCUCCCGUGCGCCCAUAUGGAGAAAAGUGGGAUAAAAAUAAUUUAAAUACUUUGCAAAAAAAUACACUGAAGUCCUGUACGAGAUUUUUCCGAGUGAGGAAAAAGAUACUCAAGCAGUUUCUGUCAUGACCGUGAAAUGUUUUCUUGCAAAUUCUUUCAGCAGUAUCUGGUGCUCAAGCAGGAAAACACGCGCAGAAAAACAAACAACUGGAGAACCAUGUGAGAGAAGACGUUUCCUUACUGGCAAUUUUCCGAUCUUCCCUGACCUGGAUAGCCCAGGUUGGCCUGAUCUCAGAAGCGGAGCCAGGCCAGCCCUGGUUAGCAUCUGGAUGGAAGACCACCAAGGAAGUCAAGGGUUGCAACCCAGAGGCAGGCAAUGGCAAACCACUUCUGAACAUCUCUUGCCAUGAAAACUCUGCAAGGUCGCUUAUAAGUUGGCUGCAAUUUGACAGCACUUUCCACCACAAAUCUACUGCAGCUGCAAACCAAGACCUAUGUGCACCCUUCUUUAGGCAAAGAAGAGAGGAACUAUUUCGUCUUCAUUUAACCCAGUGGACCAUAAACUGGCCGUCUCCUAUUUUUAAAGGCAGGACGGCAAAUUAAUCUGAAGUCACUGUUUGAUAUCCUUGCAGCAUAACAGGAAAAACUUAACAUGUGCAUGUUGUAAUCCUGAAGAGACAAAAGAAAAUCUCGGAGAGGUUUGUGAUCAACUGUCCUAUCGGUUGAAAGAUGCUACACCCUUAAUGUAGACGGCCAGUGUCUAGUGCAAGUGAUAUGGAAGAAUGAUACACCAUAGUUUCUGUUGGAGGCCGUCAUUCUGAGUUUAAGAAUCUAGAUGUUGCUGAGAAUUGCUUUUGGGUUCAUGGCUGCAUCCUGAUCAAAUUAAAUCUAAUUACAUUCAGUAAGACAUUUGACUAACAGUAGCCCAGAGAGGGCUGCAGCCCUGGUGAGCGUUCUUUGCUGCCGUUGGUUUUUUCCCCUGGGGCUGAAUGGGGAAAUUCCGAGGGUAUGCCCGGGCUCCCCUUACCGAAUCACUGCCCUUGAUGUCAGAGUAUAUAUUUUAUACAGUAUUUUGUGCUUUGUACUUUUCAGUAUUUAUUGCUGGGGUUGGUUUACAUAUUCUGUUUUUUUUUAAGUUUAUUAAACCAUUUGCAACCUAA
Molecule: messenger RNA, 4537 nt
Organism: Sphaerodactylus townsendi
Lineage: Eukaryota; Metazoa; Chordata; Lepidosauria; Squamata; Sphaerodactylidae
Gene: RIPOR3
Product: RIPOR family member 3
Exons: 22
Coding region: 233-3121 (962 amino acids)
Source: RefSeq, a predicted model, not a curated record